Cooperia oncophora is the source of this 354-nucleotide messenger RNA. NCBI's taxonomy places the organism in Eukaryota, Metazoa, Nematoda, Chromadorea, Rhabditida, Trichostrongylidae. The record is from the annotation of a GenBank genome assembly.
CACUAAACUAUAUGACCGUAAAAUCUAUACAACAAACAUCGCCACUGAAGUCCUUUGUUCAUACGAACACUCAGGAGGAACAUUCUUUCAUUUCCGUAUCAACAGACAAUCUAAAGUCAUGCGACUACGUCAUGUCAGAGUCCAAACCAUUCCAUGGUGAUGAAGAAUUCAAGCAGACCUUCUUCAGAGCACAAGAAGCUAUGAGGAAAGGCAUUCAUCCCGUGUUGAUUCCAGAGGGAAGUUCAGGGUCCUACUAUGUUCGCGACGAGAACUUGGAGAACAUCGCCGUUUUCAAGCCCUCGGACGAGGAGCCAUUUGCAGCGCUGAAUCCUAAGUGGCCAAAGUUCUUCCAGA